This is a messenger RNA of Camponotus floridanus (Florida carpenter ant), 441 nucleotides long. Its product is annotated as F-box only protein 21-like. The record is from RefSeq and is a predicted model, not a curated record. Bases 19 to 441 code for a protein of 140 amino acids. The transcript is spliced from 4 exons. Lineage: Eukaryota; Metazoa; Arthropoda; Insecta; Hymenoptera; Formicidae. Gene Ontology annotation, molecular function: DNA binding.
UUUACUCUUCUCUCAGAAAUGGAUAUAAAUACUGAUAUGUGUACAUCUCUUCUUAUUGAAAAGUGUUGCGAAAGAAGAUCGGAUAAAGUAAAAUUCGCAAUUGGAAUGGUUGUUAGUUUUGAAGAUAAUUAUGAAAGUAAAGCUGGUUACGUCGGUGUCAUAAUUGGAUGGCAUAACAAAUAUCAAACUGAAUGGUUUUCUUUUCCUCCGUAUCAAUUAGAGUUCGAAUGCGACAUUGGGAAUCACGUAGAACCGUAUUAUAUCAUUUUGAUAGAUAAUGACAUCAUGUGUUACGUACCACAAAGAUUUAUAACAUCGAUAUGCCAGUCUCGGUGGAUAUAUAAUACAGAAAUAGGGCGAUAUUUCUGUAAAAUGACGGAUACUCAUUAUAUACCAAACCAAAUGCUAGCAAAACAUUACCCAAAAGAUGCUGCGAGUUAA